GCUCGGCCCUGGCAGGCGCGCUGUGCGAUAUGGUUUGAGAUCCUGCCUGGGAUCGGCGUCAUGGCUGUGUGCUUGGUCAUCCCCAGCAUAGCCACCGCGCACAUCCACAGGUUCUGUAACGGGGGCAAGAAAAAAAGGGUUUCCUAUUACCCGAAUCAGUGGAGUUUGAUGCAAAGAGAUAGGCGCAUCUCCAGGGUUAAUCGUUACUAUGUGUCAAAGGGUUUGGAGAAUAUUGAUUAAAGAAGCCUUUCCCUGACUGAUGAAGAAUAACUCAGUUAUGCUCACCUGCCCUUUCUAGAAGGUUGUGCAGUGUAGCAAUGUAGUACAUAA
Hyaena hyaena (striped hyena) is the source of this 330-nucleotide messenger RNA. Its product is annotated as NADH dehydrogenase [ubiquinone] 1 alpha subcomplex subunit 1-like. The record is from RefSeq and is a predicted model, not a curated record. The annotation marks the transcript as partial. Lineage: Eukaryota; Metazoa; Chordata; Mammalia; Carnivora; Hyaenidae. The transcript has a single exon.